Messenger RNA from Lingula anatina, 2687 nucleotides. Its product is annotated as tetraspanin-33. NCBI's taxonomy places the organism in Eukaryota, Metazoa, Brachiopoda, Lingulata, Lingulida, Lingulidae. The record is from RefSeq and is a predicted model, not a curated record. Gene Ontology annotation, cellular component: plasma membrane.
CCAACACGCAAGUACCUGGGGUUGGGGUGUGGCAGUACACCCUUUGGAAAUGCAGCAAUAAGAAGGGUUAUUUUAGUGACAGCACUAUUAAGUGUUUAUGACACUUUAAGUUAACUUACUGGUGGACUUCUGAGCAAUAUUUACGGUUGUCAUUGCAAAAGCUCGUCUCCGACCUUACCGCGAAGCAAGCAGUGAAGGCAUUCAGGAAACAGUGUCCGAUGUCGCAAGAGAGGGACUGCUGUUAGUGUGUUUGUUUUUGGCGAUUAUUUCCCCUUGGAAUAAGUCUACGAUGGGCUGCUGUGGCCCAGAAGAUGACGAUACAUUCGUCAGCCCGAUUGUGAAGUAUUUGAUGUUCUUUUUCAACUUCUUUUUCUGGCUCGUUGGUGGAGGUUUGAUUGGCAUAGGAGUGUGGGCAUACAUUGAGAAGGAACGCCUUGGUCAGAGUGGAUCUGCAGAAAUAGAGAGCAUAUAUGACUUAAUAUUUGAUGUGACAAUCAUUGUAAUUAUACUGGGAAUUAUCAUCUUCAUUCUGGCAUUCUUGGGCUGCUUAGGAUCUCUCAGGGAAAAUGUUACACUUCUAAAGAUAUUCUUCAUCCUUCUUAUCAUCCUGUUUGUGUUGGAAGUGACUGGUGCUGUCCUGGCAUUUGUAUUCUCAAGGGACGUCAAGUCUAAGCUUACAUCAGUAUUAAAAGAUGAGGCUGUAAUUCGGUACAGAGACGACCUUGACCUGCAGAAUAUUAUUGACUGGAUUCAAAAGAAUUUUCAGUGCUGUGGGGUUGGUGCAGAGAGUUAUAAAGUAUGGAAUCUAAAUCCAUAUUUCAACUGCACAGACUCCAACCCAAGUCCAGAGGCCUGCGGGGUCCCUUAUUCAUGUUGUGUCAAACCCACAGAUAUUGAUAAAGACUUGAUCAACACAAUGUGUGGAUAUGGUGUGAUGAAACCAGAUGGCGGAACCAGUGGUGUAUCCGGAAAAAUCUUUGAAAUUGGUUGCAUAGAUGCAUUUUUGGCCAUAGCAGAAGACAACCUGUACAUCAUAGGAGGAGUGGUGGUGGGGAUAGCAGUGGUACAGAUCCUGGCCAUUUUCUUCGCCAGAAUUUUGGCAGGACAGGUUCAAGAUCAGCUGUCUAGAUGGAGAUAAUGAGCUGUGGUUAAGCUCCUGGCUGUGUUUUUGGCCAGAAUCUUGUCAGGCCAAAUCGAGGAUACAAGAAAUAUUAUAUAAUGGAUACGAGCAGUCUAGUCAGUGAUAUCAAGGUUGUGGUCAAUGCAUGAUGUAAUGCAGCUGCGUAACAAAUAGUAGCACCAUUACUAUCAGGCAAAACAGGGGGGGAUUUAGUUCUAUUUAGUCAACUUACAAGGGACCAAAAGACUUUGCCAAUGUUUUAUUAUAUUGAAAUGUUCAAGUACAGUGUAAUCAAUGUAUGUAAUACAUCAGAAGAGUUAUAUAGAGCCCAGGCUAUAAUGGGUUUAUUAAUUUCUUUAAGCAUUUCAAUUAGAAAGCAGUAUACUGGUAUGGAUAAAAGAUAUUUCCUUUUUAAGACGACCGUAUUAGUGGGCCUGAGAGUGUUGGCAGUGACUUUCUUAGUCCUCUCAAAUGCUAGUAAAGAUACAAAACUAAGUUUCACAAAUUUUGCAUUAAUUUGGAGAUUAUUUUUGUAAAAUAAUUAUCACAUGUGAUAUGUCAUAAUCAUUCAUUUGUCUGAAAAAGGAAUGUGUAAAUAACAGGAACUGCUUCAAAUUUACAUUGGGAUAACAUUUUUUCCUUGAGAAAAUCCCAAAUGGCAGUGAAUUUCUAUUUGCAAGUGGAGGUCUGCUGAAAAUGAGUAUAUGCUGUUAAAAGACUGACAAAUUUUGUUUCUUUAAAUUCUUUUUUCUUAACAAAUUGUUAAAUUGUGUUAUAUCUAUCAGUAACGAGUAUGAUAAUCUGCUUCCCAUGUACAAAAUGUGUAUCUUUUUACUGUACAUUUUUAAAAUAAGACAUUUAUGUUUUAUAGCAACUGUUUUUCAUGAAGGGGUUUGGAUAGUCAGAGGUGUACAGAAAAUAGCAUUCAUAAUGUAAAGUGUAUGACUUUAUUUUGGAUAGAAAAUUGGGUAAGGAAAAAUGUUUUGUUUUACAUUGUCUGAUACUUUUUCCUUGAAAGAUUUUAAGGAAUUGAGUUGUUUGAAUAUUUGGUAAAACUUAAUCAAGAAUGGCAGGUAGAGAAUUUCUUUUCAAAACAUGAACAUUAGUUGCGUUUUUUGUGUCAUUAAAUGUAAUUUCGACUGCACUAGCAAAUAGAUCAAGAUUUAAAAUUUAAUUCAGUGUUUUAUACUUUUUUUUGUAAGAUAUAGUAAUAUACAGUUGUAACUCUACAUUUUAUUUAAUACUCAUAUUCAGAUCCUAUCUACAAAGAGAUAAAUACAUGUAUUUAAAGUGAAGACAAUAUUAAUUUUUGUCAUAAAUUUACUUUACAUUCUUAAUGAGGGUAUUUCUACAACUAGAGAAUAUUUCUAUUGUGUAUAUUCUUUGACAAUAGCCCUUAUUACUUUGAGCACUGUAUGUUCAGUCACAUCCAUAUCAAAAGGGAUACAUAUGAUUAUCACCAGAGUACAGCUGUGAAUAUGAUAAGCAAUAGUAAGAAUGUAAAAUAAUGAGGUUCAUUUACUCCUUCUUCAGUUUGGAUAAAAAGCAAUCUUGAUAGUGUCAAGUA